Molecule: messenger RNA, 4483 nt
Organism: Ostrea edulis (European flat oyster)
Lineage: Eukaryota; Metazoa; Mollusca; Bivalvia; Ostreida; Ostreidae
Product: F-box/WD repeat-containing protein 7-like
Exons: 12
Coding region: 258-1595 (445 amino acids)
Molecular function (GO): protein binding
Source: RefSeq, a predicted model, not a curated record
GUGGAGGUAAAUUUGAUAUGUCUGUGUGAAAGUUACAAAACUUUUUUAACGACAAAUUCGGACGAUCACAGUGAUAAUUUAACGGUCCGCAAUUCGUCAUUUGAUCACCGUUGGAAACUCAACCCUCUUUGAACGGCUAAUCAUUUUUAAAACCGUUUUUAACUUUUAUAGGCCUGACAAGUUCCACUUAAUGUCAGCGAGAUUUGUCGAGGCUGGAUAUUUGCACGGGCACUGAAAGUUAAUGUCAUGCAUGAACCAUGUCUGCCAAAGGAGACAAAGAAACCAAAUGCAGCCUGUCCUUGCUCCCUCCAGAGUUAGUGGAGAAGAUUUUUCUAUACCUUAAUGUGAGAGACAUUGCUCGACUUUCCUGUGUCUGUGUUUCAUGGAGGGAAAUAGCCAAUGUUGAUCAUAUAUGGCUGCACCAUUGUAUGAAGAAGAAGUGGAUGAGAUUUGGUGUGCAUGACAACAUCCUCCAGGAAUCUCCAAUGUGUAAACCUCAUUCCAAUGUCUCCAAAACCUCACCUUACUUCCAGCUAUACAUUCCCAAGGAAACCAGGCUUUCCCCAAUAUGUCAAUGGAAGAAUGUGUUCAUUAGAGUAGUUCACCUGUUUCAUAAUUGGGAUAAAGGAAGGUACACACAGCCGGUGACACUCAAAGGACAUAGAGACCAGGUCAAGGCCAUUGACUGUAAUAGGACGUGUAUUGUCAGUGGAUCGGAGGACCAUACUCUAAUUGUUUGGAGUUUACAGAACUGCACAAAGUUAUACGAAAUCAAAGCUCAUUCUGAUGCUGUUACAGCUGUCAUUUUAAAGGACAACAUGCUGGUGACUGGAUGUGCUGACAGUUCGGUCCGAGUUUUUGACUCCACUACGGGACAGGUGGUCUUCUCUCUACAAGGACACCAAGGAUCGGUGGACCACCUGGCUAUCAUAGAGGACUACAUUGUCAGUGCUGGUACUGAUAGGACGGUGAUGGUCUGGUCUAUUUCACAAAGAAAACAUGUACAUACCCUACGAGGACAUGUCGAUGAAAUUGAGUGUUUGGCCCACUGUGGGUACACCGUUGUGACGGGAUCGUGGGACAAGGCCGUGAUGGUGUGGGACGUGAGAAAGGAGGAUGCUGUACAAAUGCUUCAUGGCCACAGAGAAGUUGUGACGUGUUGUUACUGCACUGAGGAUACAGUAGUGAGUGGAAGUGGAGACUCAGAUGUACGGAUCUGGCGGAUUCCGUCAGGAGAGUGCCUCCAUGUUCUGUCUGCCCACAAAGAGGAAGUGUAUUGCCUGGCUUGUACAUCAGAGGUCAUAGCCUCAGGCUCAUCAGACAGUACUAUCAUCAUUUGGAAUUUUAGUGGGAACCUCUUGCAUACGCUGACUGGUCAUCUCGGUGUUGUCAGAUGCCUACACAUCAACGAGUUUCGCUUAGUGAGCGGGGGCGACCAGAAAAAAAUUAACGUCUGGGAUUACAGAACUGGAGAAUUACUAAAUACCGUCCAUCGUAAUCCAACCAGGCUACAUAAGAUGUUAGUUAGCGACACAAAACUUAUCACAGCCUCCCCCGAAACUCCAGGGACCAUCACUGUGAUCAGCUACUGGUAAGAAAGACCAGUGUACGUGUUCAGCUAAUGAUAGUGGGAACCAGUUUACAUGUUCAGCUAUUGGAAGCAGGACCAGUUUACAUGUUCAGUUAUUGGUAGCAGGAACCAGUUUACAUGGUCAGCUAUUGGUAGCAGGGACCGAUGUAUCAAAUGUGUCACAGUUUGUGAAUUUAAUAGAAGCUGAAAAUCUUUUCCUGAAAACAGAAAGAAGCUGUAACAUUUUGAAUGGCUGUUAAAGUUAAAACCUUUUUUCAUUAGAGAUUGUGCUGAGUUAACCAUUGAUGUGAAUGCUAUGAAAAAUUAUUGUGUUGAUAAUCUUAUUUAUAAAGUACCUGUAUAGCAAUUCAGAAUUUUUAAUAUUGAAAAUUUUUCAACUUAUUGUGUCAUAAUGAAAACAUAGUAAAGUUACAAAUUGAAGAAUUAUCAUGACCUUGACCUUAUGACCUCAAGAUCUACAGGUGUCCUCCCAUAAUGGUCAACUACCAUUGCAUAAAAUAUGAAAGUUUUAUAUUGAAAUUGUGUCACAGUGAAAGUGAUGAUGAACAUAUGGAUGGACAGAUAACGAUGUGAGUCCUACAGGGCUUCUGCAUUUCAUGAUUUGUAUGACAUGACUAAUGAUUUGUUUCAAUAUCUGCAUUAUUUAUAUAUCAAUCUGUUGCUAAAUGGAUACCUUUCUUCCCUCCCUCCAUUUCUCAUGUUAUGUUAUUUACGUAUAAAAGAUAUUGCAUGGCUCAUCUAUUCAUAAAACCGAUUUAUCCAUUGAUAUAUAGACUAGAUAAUGUUUAUCCACUGUCAUAUCGUAUUAUAUACUAUUGAUCCAUUUAUAAAUACACAGAUAUUUUUCUCCAUUGUUACAGAUGUGGUAGAGAUGCUAUGUAUUCAUUGUUGUAUGGUACAUAUACCAUUUAACCAUUUUUAUACGCCCGUCUUUAGACGGGACGUAUUAUGGUAUAGCGAUGUCUGUCCAUCCGUCCGUCCGUCCGUUCGGGGUUUUCUCUUUAUAAUUUCAUUUUCCUUUCACAUAUCAUGCUGAAACUUGCUGUGUAGCUUCUUUGUGGGUCACUCUAGAUCAUACUGCAAUUUUGAUCCAUUUCGACCUUUUUUCCAGGAGUUUUGCCCCUUUAUUUGGAAAUAAUUAUUAUAUGGAGGGUACAUAAUUUUUCCACCCUACUCCUCCCACAGUUUUCAAGUGAGGGCCUUCUUAUUUUGUGGAGUGUCUGUAUGGGUAUUGAAGAUGUGCAUGUGGGAUGGAUUUUGAUUUUCUACAAUUUUUGAGAAAAUUACAGGUUGUUGAACUUAGUGUAUUUGGAAAUUAAUAUUCUAUGGAGGGUACAUAAUUUGUCCCCCCUACUCCUCCCAGUUUUCAAGUGAGGACCUUCUUAUUUUGUGGAGUGUUUGUAUGGGUAUUGAAGAUGUGCAUGUGGGAUGGAUUUUGAUUUUCUACAAUUUUUGAGAAAAUUACAGGUUGUUGAACUUAGUGUAUUUGGAAAUUAAUAUUCUAUGGAGGGUACAUAAUUUGUCCCCCCUACUCCUCCCAGUUUUCAAGUGAGGACCUUCUUAUUUUGUGGAGUGUUUGUAUGGGUAUUGAAGAUGUGCAUGUGGGAUGGAUUUUGAUUUUCUACAAUUUUUGAGAAAAUUACAGGUUGUUAAACUUAGUCUAUUUGGAAAUUAAUAUUCUAUGGAGGGUACAUAAUUUGUCUGCCCAACUCCUCCCACAGUUUUUAAGUGAGGAUCUUCUUAUUUUGUGGAGUGUUUGUAUGGGUAUUGAAGAUGUGCAUCUGGGGAAGGAUUUUGAUUUUCUUCCAUUUUUGAAAAAAUUACAGGUUGUUGAACUUGGUCUAUUUUGAGGAAAUCUAGAUUUUUAAGCUAAGACCCUUUGUUCAUAUGAAAGUUUGUCACAGCCUCAUGAUGGUUGAUACUACCUGAAGCAAUUUUAUACAAAUUAUAGCACAAGAAAAACACCCUUUGUAAGCAUUUCACGGGCAUAUUAUGUACCGUUUGCGGUACUCAUGUUGAAUGAUGUAGAUGUUUUUUAUCAUUUAUAUGGAAUAGAUACUGUUUGUAUCCAUUGUUAUAUGGAAUAGAUACUGUUUAUAUCCAUUGUUAUAUAGAAUAGAUCUAUACUGUUUAUAUCCAUUGUUAUAUGGAAUAGAUACUGUUUAUAUCCAUUGAUAAUGGUUUUGAUACUAUUUGUAUCUAUUGCUACUACAUGCAUUAUGCCUAUAUGUCUGUACUGUACUACAAAUGUUUAUCCAUUGUGAAAAGAAAUGAUGCCAUUUCUGCCGAUUGUAGAAAAUAACAUACAAAACGUGCAUGUCUUUAUUGUAUAGAAAUGAUCAGAAAUCCAGGUAUUUCAUCAUCUUGUAAACUGUGCCUUGCUGACAGAGGUAUUGAUAUGAAAACUGUCAUUUAUUGCUUGUAUGAUGUAAUUUAGUCUAUCUGUUAUGUAAACACAACGGAACAUCACAAACAGUGGUUGUCAGUACUGUACUGUGGGGACAUUCUGAGUACUGUACCGUGGGGACAUUCUGAGUACUGUACCGUGGGGACAUUCUGAGAGUAUCUAUGAACUUGUUAUGUUGUGUAGUUCUCUGAAUGAACUAUUGGAGAUGAUUCAUGUGGAGAGUUGUGUAGCUAAUUACCGUGAAAACUGAAGUUUUGAUUCCAAUGCUGUGGAAAAUCAUCUACUUUUAUAUUAAGUGCCAAAGUGAGGAGUCUUCAGGAGUAGAUAGAAUCAUAGAUUGAUAAUCCAAUCCAGUUGUUAUUUCAAUUAUUAUGCAAUUAAUGUUUCAAACACUUGUGAGUUUUUUUAAUAUAAUUUUUUGAUAUUAUUUAUUGUAGAAAUCUGUGAUACUUUAGAUUCAUUUUUCAUUAAAUCAUUAAUAGGAG